Messenger RNA from Volvox carteri f. nagariensis, 6053 nucleotides. RefSeq lists its product as uncharacterized. Gene Ontology annotation, biological process: dephosphorylation; phosphorylation. Lineage: Eukaryota; Viridiplantae; Chlorophyta; Chlorophyceae; Chlamydomonadales; Volvocaceae. The annotation marks the transcript as partial. The transcript is spliced from 33 exons. Gene Ontology annotation, molecular function: phosphatase activity; kinase activity; ATP binding. The record is from RefSeq and is a predicted model, not a curated record.
AUGUCCAGCAAGGCCCCACAUCCCACUGAUGCGGACACUGAUCCAGGCAAGCCUUUGACGCGUUACGGAUGGUACCCGGCCCAACCGGAGUGUCAGGAUGAGCCGGAGCCGGCUGCUGAGCCUCUGUCGCCAAGUGGUGAUGCAGCCAAGCGGCACAGCGUCCUGAGGUUUGGGGGCGCGGUGUCAGGUCUCUUCGGCAUCCCCGCUAGCGUGCCCACAGUGCUCACGAAGCUCCAAAAGUGGGGCGAUUACGAGUCCGUAGGAAGGCAAGUUCUGCCCACCAAAUUCAUCCCCAUGAAGACGCCUCUCAGUGCCGAGAUCCUGAACAGCUGGUCGCUUCCCUCCCAGCCCAAGCACCGUUUGACGGUGCCGGAGAUGGUCGCUCAGCAGGCGGCUCUGGGUCGCAAGGUGGGCCUGCUUCUGGACUUGUCCAACCACGACUGUCUCUACACGGACGACAUCCCACCGUGGCUGACCUACCGCCACAUCCAGCUGGUUGCGAAAGAGCUGCCCCCGCCGGAGUUUGUGGACACCGUGGUUGCGGUGGCCAACAAGUUCUGGGAGAAGCAUCCCGACGAGUACAUUGCGGUUCAUUGUGCCUAUGGUUUCAACCGCACUGGCUUUGUGGUUUGCUGCUACCUUAUCGAAUGCUGCGGACUGAACGUAGAGGCAGCGCUGUCAGCCUUUGCGGAGAGCCGGCCCCCCGGUGUCAAACAUGAACAGUUUCGCAAUGAGCUGCAUCGACGGUACGGCAACGUCAUGCACGGCACUGUGCCGCACGGCGUGUACGGCUCCCCCGACGACAACUCCAGUUUUGGUUAUUCCCCCAGCUGUGGCAGCUUGGACUUGCGGGACUUGAUCGUUGGCGGCGCUGGUAGCGGCAGCCCUAUCCCUGGACUGACCCGCGGGUCAACGUUUGAUUGCCUACUGGGCGUGCACCACCAUUCGGUUGCAGCUAGCGGCGCCGGCGGCGGCUCAAGCAGCAGUCCUGGGGUAGCACAUCGACAUUCAAUGGACGGGCAUCAGACGCUAACGGUUACCAUGUCGAGCUUCACCGCGGCGGAGUUUCGAGGGCGGAGCAUCAACAGCGGACUCAAGCAGCCGCUGCUGCAGCCGGCGGCAGCAGCGGCAACGGUGGCGGCAGCGGGGGUACAGGUACACCCGCACCAGCAGCACCAGCACCCGCAUUCCUCUCCGCAGUUGCCGCCAUGUGUGGCGACGCCGCCGACACAAGUUCGUCAGGCGCAAGUAGCCGCCCGGCAGCAGCAGCUGCUGCAGCUGCAGGCGGGAGGACAUGCGACGCCGCAAAAGGAGGAGCAUGAGCAGCAGCAGGAGCAAUGGGCGGAAAGGCGGCAGUCGCAGGAAGGGGGAGGGUUGCGGCAGUCACAGGGCGGAAAGUACACGUCUCAGCAGCAGCAGCAGCAGCAGCAGGGUUGGCAGCAGCUGGAGGAGCUUGGUUGCAGGCAGUCAAACGGCGUUUUCAGGGGGCAGCAUGGGUCCGAGGUGCGAUGGCAGGAUAGCGACAGGCGCGGGCUGGGAUCCGGAGUGGCAGGCGGUGCGCAGGGGUCGAUGUCGUCGUUAGCAUCAGCAUCAGCAGCAUCAGCAGUGUCGGCGUCCGGGGAGUCAGCGGCAUCAGGCGAGGAGGCUCGGGGUAGCGUGAUGAACAGAGUAGACUCACAGCAACAGCUCCAGCAGUCAUGUUGCGGCGGCGGCAGCGGAGGCGUUGAUAACGAGAGCCUUGGAGUGAACGACAGGGCGGUCUUGCUGGCGCUGCGGCAACAAGCGCUGGCCCAGCUGAGUGGUAAGACGAUACCCGAGGAGUCGGACUCCUCGCAGAGCACCCCUUGUGGUUGCUCGUCGAUUUCCCUCGCCGACGGUGACAGCACGGCAGGGCAUUGCACACCCCGGCAAGCUCAACAAGGGAGGCACAGCUACAAGAGCCUUGACGCGAUUGAUUGGGGUCGCCAAACUGGGCGUUUGAAGCGAGAUUGCACCAUAUAUUCUGUGGCCACCGCGUCGACAUUUACAACGCAGAAAGACCUUUCGCUACGGAAUGGCGCACACGUAAAGGUUAUCGUGGAGCAAACUGAAAAAAACGAUCAAAUCAUCAGUAUCGAGUCGGAUGUCCAAGCUGGUCGUCUGCUGUUGCAUUGGGGCGUGGAGGGGGGCAAGGAUUACAAGGGCGGAUGGCGUCUGCCUGGAGCAAGUGCCCGACCAGAGGGCACCGUUCAGUACAAGGACCGUGCGCUUCAAACCCCGUUCAGGCUGGAUACAAACGGUCGGGCGCGUGUUGUCUUGCACCUGGACGGCGAGGAGGCGUCUGACUUCCUGAACUUCGUGUUGAAGGCAAGGUUUGGGUCGGAUGCUCGUGUGGACCAGCUGCCAAAGGACCUUUGCGACAAGUGGGCCUGGGUGCGGUGGGACCAUGCGGGACGCCCUGAACGCGCCGGUGCUGCAGCGGCUAACGAAUACGACAGGGGCGUGGCGGAGAUGCGGGAGUUGCUGGCGAGGGGACGUACGCUGGACGAGCUAUGGCGUGUGGCCGAGGGCAAAUGGAAGUACUCGGACUACCGGAAGAAGCAGCAGCAGCAGAAGCCAGCGAAUGGCAACGGCAACGGCGUGGCGGCGCUGCCCCGCAUCCCCGAUGACCUGUUGGGGGUGCAGGCCUAUGUGCUGUGGGAACGUGCGGGCAAGCCGGACGGAGCAGACUUCUCCGGGGAGGCGCGCAGGGUCAUAACGGAACAGCUGCAGUCGGGCGCGACCCUGGAGGAGGUGGGCGCGCCGCUGGGGACACCCAAGCGCAACCCGCUGGACAUGAUUAAGCGCUCCGCCCCCGCGCCGGUGUUGUCCGCGGAGCGCCAUGUGGUGGAGCGGCCUCUGGACUUCCUGGUGCAGCGCUUCGCUGUGGACCCCAGCACCCGCUGGCGCAGGACCUACCCCCUGGGCUCCAAGGCGGAGCUGCUGGUGGUGGUGCGGCAGGAGAACGAGCAGUCCCCAGUUCGAGUCGACUUGGUGACGGACACGGCCUCCAAUGUGGUGCUUCAUUGGGGUGUGUGUCCGCCAGGUUCUCGCGAGUGGACUACGCCCGACGACUCGCUUCACCCCGAGGGCAGUGUGGUGAUGCACAAGGCGGUGGAGACGCCCUUCCUCAACUGCGAUGACGACGAGUGCGAUGUGGAGAUCAGCGGUGCCAAGGUGCCCCUGCAGCGCAUCACCAUCAACCUGCGGCCAGACCACCACGUGGGUGCAGUCACGUUCGUGCUCCGCUCGUCGGACAGCACCAUGUGGUACAAGGACGCGGGGGGCAACUUUGUGGUGCCGCUGCCGUCAAAGGAUGAGCCGGUGGAGGCCCAGGCCCCCGAUGUGGCCAAGGACGAGCUCAGUCGCUCGAUUGUUGAGGCGGAGGUUAACAGCAGCCAGUGGACACUCAUGCACCGCUUCAACAAGGCCGCUGACCUGAUUUACGAGGUCCUCAACGGCUACUACGAAAUCGACGUGGCAGCCGCCAUGUCCCGCAUCUUCGUCUGGCUGCGCUUCUCCGCCACCCGCCACCUCACCUGGCAGCGCAACUACAACACGCAGCCGCGCAUCUUGUCCGCGGCGCAGGAGCGGCUUACGAACGCCAUCUCCAACGCGCAUGGCCGCACGUCAGGUGAGGCCCAGGAGUGGGUUCGCGCCAUGUUGACGACGGUGGGACGCGGCGGCGACGGCCAAAAGAUUCGCGACGAGAUCCUGCACAUCAUGCACCGCAACCACAUUCCCGAGCGCAAGGGCCUGUGGAUGGAGGAGUGGCACCAGAAGCUGCACAACAACACCACACCCGACGAUGUGCACAUCUGCGAAGCCUACCUGGCCUUCCUGGAGAGCGGCGGCAACCUGGGAGCCUAUUGGCGUGUGCUGUCGGAUGCCGGUAUCACCCGUCAGCGUCUGGAGUCGUUCGACCGGGCCAUCACGCUGGAGCCCGAGUACUACGGCGACAAACGGGACGCGCUGAUCCGGGACUUCCGCAACUACCUGGGCAUCCUGAAGGCCGUGCACUCGGGGGCGGAUCUCUCCGCGUCGGCCAGCGCAGCUGGGAACAGGAUUCCUGCCGGUGCACGCGGCUGGUUGGCUUACGUGUUGUCCCACGUGGGCGACAGCCAGAUCCUGCCAUUGCUGGAGGCGUGUGUGGAGGCCCGCACGGAACUGGCGCCUGCGCUGACGGGUAACAGAGAGCUGCUGUACCUGGACCUGGCGCUGGAGGACCAAGUGCGACAGGCCGCCGAGAGGGGCGUGGGCUCGGCGGGUUUCGGCGCCGCCGCCUUUAUGCGACCGCUUCUGCAGAACUUGUGCCUAAGCCUUGGCAACAACGAGGAGAUUUGCUAUUGCUUGAAGGCCUGGAACGAGCUGCCCAGCAGUGUCCGCAACGGCGGGCGGCCUAGCAAGGAGGAGGCGCUUCUGGCGGUGUCUGUGGUCAACCGCAUCCGGAGGGCGCUGGCGGAGAUUUCUGACCGCACGGUGAACCGAAUCGGCGACAUCUCCAAGGCGUACGGUAGGGCGUUUGGCGUGGAGCGCUGGGCUUACGAGCUGUUCGCUGAGGAGGUCAUCCGCGGUGGCGCCGCCUUCGCCGUGUCGCUGGUCAUCACCGCCAUUGAGCCCAUGCUGCGCAACGCGGCAGCGCUGGGUGCAUGGCAGGUGAUCAGCCCCGUGGAGGGGACCGGCAUUGUGGAGGUGAUCACGGGGCUCCACGAGGUGCAGGACAAGACGUACGAACAGCCAACCGUACUUAUUGCAGAGCAGGUGACCGGCGAGGAGGAAAUCCCCGAGGGCGCCGUGGCGGUAAUCACGCCGGACGCCCCCGACGUGCUGUCCCACGUGUCGGUCCGUGCUCGCAACAUGCGAGUGCUGUUCGCCACCUGCCAUGAUGAAGGCCCGCUGAAACAGCUGCGAGAGGCACGUGGCAAGUGGCUGCACCUGACGCCCUCCGCCAGCGGGGCGGUCACUUGGUCGGAGACCUCACCGCCACGCCAGGAGGACGGCGCAGCGGCACACUCGGCAGUGGCGAAGCCCACCAAGGGUCUGAAGAUUGAGGUCCCCACGUGGUGCGGGCGCUGGGUGGUAGGCAUGGACGAGUACCGCGAUGGCGUGGUGGGCGCUAAGUCCAAGAACCUGGCCAAGCUGCGUGGCCGGCUGCCGGCCAACAUCAACCUGCCGGCGUCAGUAACGCUGCCCUUCGGCUGCUUCGAGCAGGUCCUGGAGCUGCCGGAGAACAAGCAGCUGAAGCAGGCCCUGGCCGGCAUUGUGGCCCGCAUCUCCGGCCGCCAGUCGUCCGCCGCCAGUGGCAAUGUGGGAGGUCUUCUCUCUGGUCUGGGCUCCCUGGUGGGCUUGGGCGCUGGCGCCAAGGCUGAUGCUGCACCCCACUCCAGCCCGAGCCGGGGUGCAGGGCAAAGCCCCGCCGAGCUGCUUGCGCAGUGUCGGGUGCUGGCGAUGCAGGUGACGGUACCUCGUCAGGUGCGAGACGAGCUGGAGAAGGCCAUGCGGGCGGCAGGCAUCCCGCCGCCCGAGAACGAGGAACGCUGGGCCCUGGCGCUUGACGCACUUCGGGGUGUGUGGGCUUCUAAGUACAACGACCGCGCCUACUACUCGCUGCGCAAGGCCGGACUGGACUUUGACUCCGUGCGCAUGGCAGUGCUGGUGCAGCGCGUGGUGCCCGCACAGUACGCCUUUGUCAUCCACACGCGCAACCCCUCCAACAACGACGAGCGGGAGGUGUUUUGCGAGCUGGUGAAAGGGUUAGGCGAGAGCCUAGUGAGCGGCAUGGUUCCGGGUAGUGCGGUUGCGUUCACGGCGGUGAAGGACGAGCCGGGUCUGAAGUCGCCCGAGGUGCUGUGCUACGCGUCCAAGAGCGAGGCCAUGUUUGUGCGCGACUCGCUCAUCUUCCGCUCCGACUCCAACGGGGAGGACCUGGAGGGUUACGCAGGCGCUGGUCUGUACGACAGUAUCACGAUGGAUCCUACCGUCCUGACCAAGGUUGAUUACAUGGAGGACCGCCUCGUGCAGGACCCGGGCUUCAG